AUGGAGAAGACAUACUCACUAACUGCCCACUAUGAUGAGUUCCAGGAAGUGAAAUAUGGUGGUCGCUACAGCAGUGACAUCCUCAGCAACGGCAUGACCCUUCACCUGGGGGGCAGCCUGGACCGUCAUAUGGGACGUGGCCGGGGCGGGACCUUGUCAAAUGGUCGAAACAGAGAUCUAAGCAGCACCAGCAGCAGCGGAGGGCUUCCUCGAUGGAGCCGGAGGGAGAUCUGCCUCCUCUCUGCACUGGUGUUUGCAGCAGGCAUGUGCGUCAUCUUGGGCAGCAUGCUUGCACUGAAGUACAUUUCCCUGGACGCCCAGCAGGACCCACAGUGCCGGCAGGACUGCCAACGCAAACGCUCCCUGCUGCGGGCGGCACGCUUCGUUCAGGCCAAUAUUGACCCAACCAUCCAGCCGUGCCAGGACUUCUACUCCUUCGCCUGUGGUGGCUGGCUGAGGCGCCACGGCAUCCCUGAGGACAAGCUCAGCUACGGCAUCAUCACCGCCAUAGGAGAGCACAAUGAGGAGAAGCUACAGAGUCUCCUGCUGGAGCCGAUCCGGAGGCGUGGGCCCGGCUCAGCAGAGCGCAAGGUCAAGGAGUUCUAUCGAUCCUGCGUCAAUAUCCAGGAGAUCGACAAGCUGGGCUCUGACCCCAUGACUGAGGUGAUAGACAGCUGUGGGGGGUGGGACCUGGUGGGGGCUCCUCCCGGUGCUGCUGGGUGGGAGAGAGAGGGCGCCCCACAGAGGCCGGACUUCAAUGAGCUGCUGUACAGGACCCAGGGUGUGUACAGCACUGCGGUCUUCUUCUCCCUCACCGUCAAUGUGGACGAUAAAAACUCCUCCAGGAAUGCAAUCAGGAUUGAUCAGGAGGGGCUUACACUGCCUGAGAGAAGCCUGUACCUGGGACAGGAUGAGGACAGUGUGAAGAUCCUGGCGGCAUACAAGGCCCUGAUGGAGCGCUUACUGAGCAUGCUGGGAGCCCACAACGCCACGCAGAAGUCCAAGGAGAUUAUACAGCUGGAGACCCGUCUGGCCAAUAUCACUGUGUCAGAAUAUGAUGACCAAAGAAAGGACAUCAGCACCAUGUAUAACCGCAUCACCCUCAGGCAGCUACAGCGCAUCGCUCCCAGUCUUCACUGGAAACGCUUGCUGGACAGAAUCUUCCACGACAACUUCUCAGAAGACGAAGAGAUUGUGGUGCUCGCCACCGAUUACAUACAGAAAGUCUCCGACAUCAUCAAGACCACUUCAAAGAGGGUUCUCCAUAACUAUAUGCUGUGGCGAAUUGUGGCAGCGCUAAGUGAACACCUGUCCACCGCCUUCCGCAGCACCAUCCAUGAGUUUUCUCGGGAGAUUGAUGGCACGGAGCAGCAGCUGGAGCUGGGCAGGCUCUGCCUCACUCAGGCCAACAAACACUUUGGCAUGGCCCUGGGGGCCCUGUUCGUCCAGCAACACUUCUCCUCGCAGAGCAAGGCCAAGGUACAGGAGCUGGUAGAGGACAUAAAGCAUUCCCUGGAUCUCCGGCUGCAUGAGCUGGACUGGAUGGAUGAAGCCACCAAGGAGGCUGCCAGGGCAAAGCUGAAGCACAUGAUGGUGAUGACAGGAUACCCAGACUUCCUGCUCAAACCUGAGCUCAUAGAUCAAGAAUAUGGGUUCGAUGUGAACGAGAAGACCUAUUUCAAGAAUAUCCUCAACAGCAUCAAGUUCAACAUCAAGCUGUCAGUCAAGAAGAUCCAUGAAGAAGUGGACAAGACAACGUGGCUUCUCCCCCCUCAGGCCCUUAAUGCCUACUACCUCCCUAACAAGAACCAAAUGGUGUUUCCUGCCGGCAUCCUUCAGCCCACUCUCUACAACCCUGAGUUCCCACAGGUCAGAAUCAUCACAAGGGGCUCCAACUGUUCUUUUAACUGGUGUAUGAAGAGAAGAUCUCAGUCCAUCUACUUGCAGCUGCUGACUGACAAACAUGCACCAGAGCACUACAGAGUUAUUGGCAGUGUUUCCCAGUUUGAUGAGUUUUCCCGUGUUUUCCACUGUCCGAAGGGUUCCCCAAUGAACCCUGUGGACAAAUGCUCCGUAUGGUGACCUCUCCGCCCGGCUGUUGACCAUGGGAUGAACUUCAUCUUCACAGCUCCCACCAACACACACAACCUGUCCUACAUCCCACAUUCAUCAGAGCCAACAUGAUGAUAGCAUAAAGCCUAUUCUUGCCUAUAAAGGAUACAGAAAGGAGAUGUAUCUUUUCAACAUCAUCAGUACACGUUUUCAAUUCAAGUUUCAAGUUUAUACAAUUGUCCAUUGUCUGUACUAACCAGCCUAAAGCAGGGGUCACAUGACCACUGAUCAUGUACAUAUAUAUCAUUUGAUUAUAUAUUUUUCUAUGUUUACAUUUAUUUCAAAAUCAUCUAUUUUUCUAUUUUAGCACAUAUAUCACAUACAUUAUGCGUAGGAUUCAUAAGCUCUUUGUUUUUUAAUUAAGCAACACAUUUCCUCAAUUGUUUCUGUUCUUUGUAGCAUCAACUAGAAAAACUUAAGCAUAUCAGAAGAUCGGCAGCAACAAUGCUUUCAGUCCCAAAUGAAACUAGACAAGGACCAAUUUAAUCAAUAGCAUCCUUGUGCCUGGCAAAAUGUUGGUGUUUUUUUUGAGUUGGGAUUGGAGUUUGAUUUGUGUCGCAAUGCCGCGCUCUUGUGGCUGCAGAGAGAAAUGGUCAUUGUUCUACCACCAUAACUGUUGUAUUGUUUGCCUGCAUUGGUCUCUUGUUACUGUGAGUGUUUGUACGGUUUUUAAGAUUUGUCAACUUUUUUAGAAAAAGAAAGGGGACUGGAUGUUUUUCUCAGGAUUUGUAGCAAAGUGCAGUGACAAAUGGAGGAUCUCUGUGUCUCUAUCUACAUUCAACUCUUCAGCCUACAGUACAAUCACAAAGGAGAUGGUACUCUUAUCAAAGGAAAGAAAAAAGAAGAGAAGAAUGAUUUUCCUCACUGGAAUUCACAGCAUGGGAAACAACUCGAUCCUAUCAGAUGAGCUGAUUUGAGAGUCAGAAGAACCGCUGCUAUUGGAUUAUUCAGAUCUCUGUGUUUCUGAUGAACUGUGAAGAAUGAUCUUCAACUCGGCAUUCAAGUGAGAGGGAGAGUGGUCACAUCAUAUAUUCACAGUUCAACUUACCAAAUACAUAAGAAAGUGCAACUAUGGUAAAUGGAGAAUCAUACAUUUGUACGCAGUGUUAUUUAAAAAAUAUUACUUUUGUAUAAAGAAAAAAAAAUAAGAAUCUUUGUACAGUGGAAAAGUAUCAGAUGAAUCAGAUGUUAUGGUUGUACAGUUUGUUUUGAUGAGACUGCAUGUUUCCUCUCUGAACAUCAAUAAAUUCUGAUCAAUAUAUAUGGAAGACAUCACACGCACGCGCGUUCGCACACACACACGUCAGACUCUACAGCUGCUAUUCCACAUGUGGCUGCUAUCUCUUCCUCUCUGUUGGUCACUGUUUAAUGUUUGAAUAAAUACAAAGGAUCACUGUG
Messenger RNA from Micropterus dolomieu (smallmouth bass), 3510 nucleotides. RefSeq names its product endothelin-converting enzyme-like 1 (gene ecel1). NCBI's taxonomy places the organism in Eukaryota, Metazoa, Chordata, Actinopteri, Centrarchiformes, Centrarchidae. The coding region runs from base 1 to 2082 and encodes 693 amino acids. The transcript is spliced from 14 exons. Gene Ontology annotation, cellular component: plasma membrane. The record is from RefSeq and is a predicted model, not a curated record. Gene Ontology annotation, biological process: protein processing. Gene Ontology annotation, molecular function: metalloendopeptidase activity.